Messenger RNA from Laccaria bicolor S238N-H82, 282 nucleotides. RefSeq lists its product as uncharacterized. NCBI's taxonomy places the organism in Eukaryota, Fungi, Basidiomycota, Agaricomycetes, Agaricales, Hydnangiaceae. The record is from RefSeq and is a predicted model, not a curated record. The transcript is spliced from 2 exons. Bases 1 to 282 code for a protein of 93 amino acids.
AUGCACUUCCUUUUAGAACGGCCACUUUCUUCCAAGUUGGUACUACUUGCGGCUAUCCCGGUGUCACUAACAUUGCAGGCACUUGAGAUGGUCUCCAAUGGUGGCCCAAGAGCAGGGUGCUACAUAUCGUCCCACAUCGUCAAUGGUGACAUUUGUUGCUACAUCUGUUACCGCCAUGUCCCCACUUUCACCUACUACACCCUCAAUCUCUACCAUGACGUCGUGUUCAUUUGCAGAUUUCACGAUACCCAUCAUGUCCUUCUCCCCUUCUUCAAACUCUGA